AUGUUUUUCGUAACUGUUUUAAAAAAUAUACCUAAUAUUAGCCUACACAAUAUAAAAAGUGAAUACUGGGAAAAAGAUGACCUGGUUGCCGACGUACUGCAGCAACUUGUAAUCGAUCUUGGAGGAGAGCUGUCAUCCGACAGCGAGAUCGAAAGUGAAGAAGAAGACAGUUUAGACCAUGAUAUUGUACCAAUUAUUUAUAGUGAAGAUGAAUUUUGA
This is a messenger RNA of Parnassius apollo (apollo), 219 nucleotides long. Lineage: Eukaryota; Metazoa; Arthropoda; Insecta; Lepidoptera; Papilionidae. The record is from the annotation of a GenBank genome assembly.